AUGGAAAAACAUUGCGAUAUAUUAGAAAAUGAAAAAUUCGGUCGUUAUCUAAUUGCUAAUAAAGAUUUGGAUGCCGGUGAAAUAAUAUUUACAGAUACUCCUUUUGUCUUUGGUCCAAAAUCAGAUACACCACCUCUUUGCCUGGCCUGCUAUUGUCCAGUCGAGAAUACAGUAUGCUCUCGGUGUGGGUGGCCUAUUUGCAGUGAAGCUUGUGAGAAGGCAGCGCAGCAUCAAGCAGAGUGCGAUGUCUUUUUGGGUGCUAAAGUCAAGUUUCAGCCACCAGAAGAUUGGAGUGCACCGUCUCCACAACUGGACUGUAUCACUCCCUUAAGAAUGCUCAUAGCAAAAGAAAAUAACCCUGAUCGCUGGCAACACGAACUAGAUGUAAUGGAAACCCAUACAGGUGAAAGAAUUAAAAGACCAUCAUGGGAAGCUGACCAAAACAAUAUCGUAAAUUUUUUAAUUAAUCACUGUAAACUCGGCGCAAAAUUUAAUCACGAUUUACUAGAGAAAAUCUGUGGAAUAUUGGCGGUGAAUGCAGUUGAAAUACCCUCCCGAGGCGGUUUCAGCUCGCGCGCCAUAUAUCCGUAUUUGGCCAUCGCAGCUCACAACUGUGUACCUAAUAUUAUUCAUUCUAUUCAAUAUGAUGAUUUGACGGUUCUAGUCCGCGCAGCCGUACCAAUAAAGUCCGGCGAAACUUUAUACCUAAGCUACACACACGCUCUGUCACCAACUAUAAUUCGACGAGAAUAUCUAUUGGAAUCUAAAUACUUUAACUGCGAAUGUCAUCGGUGUGCUGAUACGACAGAGUUGGGGACGCACCUUAGUACAAUCAAAUGCAGUAAAUGUGAUAACGGUGUUAUAUUAUCCAGCAAUCCAUUAGAUUCUGAAGCACAAUGGAACUGCACAGACAAAAAUUGUGGAUUCAAAACAUCAGCGGCAGCUAUGCGAAAAAUGUUAACUGUUAUUCAAACAGAAGUAGAUCAAUUGGAUUCGUUGGAACCGGGUCCUCUAGCUAUUGAACAAAGAGAGGCAUUCAUUAACAAGUACAAAUCGGUAUUCCAUCCUCGUCAUUCGGUACUUCUGUCUGUCAAAUACACUCUAGCUGAGCUAUAUGGCCGAGUUGAGGGUUACACUAUUGACGAGCUGCCUGAUCUGAUGCUUGAGCGUAAAGUCGAAAUGUGUCGACUUGUUCUGAACACCUUGGACGUAAUUCUACCAGGGGACACAAGAAUGCGAGGAAUUAUGCUAUAUGAGCUACAUGCACCACUUAUGUAUUUAGCAAGGAGUGAAUUUGGGUCCGGAUUACUAAUAAAAGAACAACUUAAAGAGAAACUCCGAGAGCCUUUACAAUGCUUGGCUGAUGCUGCAAGAAUCCUGCAAAGGGAAGAUCCUCAAAGUCCUGAAGGAAUUAUAGGCAAUAUUGCCUACCAAUCCAUGGAACAACUUAAACUUAGUUUAGAAACCCUAUGA
Molecule: messenger RNA, 1473 nt
Organism: Pieris macdunnoughi
Lineage: Eukaryota; Metazoa; Arthropoda; Insecta; Lepidoptera; Pieridae
Source: the annotation of a GenBank genome assembly